Endocarpon pusillum Z07020 is the source of this 1086-nucleotide messenger RNA. RefSeq lists its product as uncharacterized. Gene Ontology annotation, biological process: alcohol metabolic process. The record is from RefSeq and is a predicted model, not a curated record. The transcript is spliced from 2 exons. NCBI's taxonomy places the organism in Eukaryota, Fungi, Ascomycota, Eurotiomycetes, Verrucariales, Verrucariaceae. Bases 1 to 1086 code for a protein of 361 amino acids. Gene Ontology annotation, molecular function: alcohol dehydrogenase (NADP+) activity; zinc ion binding.
AUGGGCUAUCCAGAUUCUUUUGAGGGUUUCAUGGUUGAGUCGCAGAAAGACUGGACCAAUUUCAAGAAGCAAGAUUUCAAACCGAAGCCUUUCGAAGACAAUGACAUCGACAUCAAGAUUGAGUGCUGUGGUGUCUGCGGCUCAGACGUCCACAGUAUCAAUGGCGGCUGGGGGGAGGUGCCGCUGCCCCUCUGCGUCGGUCAUGAAGUCAUUGGAAAGGCCGUCAAGGUCGGUUCCAAAGUCAGCACAGUCAAGGUUGGCGACCGCGUCGGUGUCGGAGCGCAGAUCCAGUCCUGUAUGGAGUGCAAGCAAUGCAAAAGUGAUAACGAGAAUUACUGCCCCAAGCAGGUCGACACCUAUGGUGCGCCAUACCCCGACGGCACUAUCGCGCAAGGUGGAUAUGCCAGCCACAUCCGAGCACAUGAAUACUUCACCUUCCCAAUCCCAGACUCCAUACCAAGCAUCGAGGCCGCUCCAAUGAUGUGCGCAGGUCUGACGGUCUACUCACCCCUCGUCCGCGCCGGAGUCGGGCCAGGCAAGAAGGUUGCAAUUGUUGGCAUUGGUGGACUCGGUCACUUCGCAAUCAUGUUUGCAAACGCACUUGGUGCCGAAGUCACGGCCAUCUCGCACUCGCCCAAUAAGAAGGAAGACGCCCUGAAGCUCGGCGCUAAGCACUUCGUUUGCUCACGAGACAAGGAUUGGGCACAACCCUUGGCCUUCGAGUUCGACUACGUACUGAAUUCGGCAGACAUGGGACACAAGAUGAACAUGAAAGACUAUAUCAGCAUUCUGAAUGUUGGUGCUGAGCUUCACCACGUUGGGCUGCCGGAUGGACCGUUCCCUGAAUUGAUGGCGCAGGAUUUCGCCUCGAACGGCAGCAAAAUGGGAACGUCACAUAUUGGGUGCAGGACCGAGGCGUUGGCUAUGCUGAAGCUGGCUGCCGACAAGAAUUUGAAGCCGAUGAUUGAAACGGUGGAGAUUUCCGAGGAUGGGUGCAAGAAGGUGGUACAGGGCGUGCAUGAUAACGCCGUCAGAUAUCGGUAUACAUUGACCAACUACGACAAGGCUUUUGGCAAGGGCGAGUAG